GAAGCGUGGAUUUGCACCACUGAGUCAUUCAUAGCAGCGUGUCGGAGUCCGCGUGACUUCAGCGAGUUGCCGUAGGAUCCGGUUUGUCUGUGUGACGUAACGAAGGGCCAGAAAAAAUUUUACAGGCAAGAUGGCGACUUCGGAGCCGCGAGGACCUGAAAGUGAAGAGGGCUCUAAUGACAGUCCCACACCAGUUGCUGCCAGUCCUGAACAGUAUAUUAAACAUCCUUUGCAAAACAGAUGGGCUCUCUGGUAUUUCAAAAAUGAUAAGAGCAAAAGCUGGACGGAAAACCUGCGACUGAUCUCUAAGUUUGACACAGUGGAAGAUUUCUGGGCGUUAUAUAACCACAUACAACAACCUAGUAAGCUUGGAUAUGGCUGUGAUUACUGUUUAUUUAAGGAUGGGAUCAAGCCCAUGUGGGAAGAUGACAGGAAUAAACUUGGAGGGAGGUGGUUAAUGACGCUCAGCAAACAGCAGCGACACAAUGACCUCGAUCGCUACUGGAUGGAGACAGUAAGUUUACCUUUUUUUUCUGAAGCGAAAGCUCUGUAUCUUCAUUAUUUGUGCAGUGUUUUAAUGUUGCUUUAUCAAUGUGUUUUGCAGCUGUUGUGCUUAAUUGGUGAAUCUUUUGACGAAGCCAGUGAAGAUGUUUGCGGAGCAGUAGUUAAUGUUCGUCCAAAGGGGGACAAAAUCUCCAUCUGGACGGGCAACUGCCAAAACAGGGACGCUAUUAUGACGAUAGGGCAACAAUACAAAGAACGCUUGAAUCUCCCCAUCAAAAACAUUAUUGGAUACCAGUCCCACGAUGACACCUCUAGCAAAAGUGGCUCUACGACAAAGAACAUGUAUUCAGUUUGAAGAAGAUUUUCAAGUUGUAGGUUUAUUAAAAUUACAAAAUUUGCAUCACAUUAUGUUUAAGUUGUCAACUGCUGUAGUGUCCUUUCUUUUAAAAAAAAAAAAAAAAAAAUUAGAAAAAUGUUAAACAUGUGCAUUUGUAGUCAUGUACUCCAUUCUAAACGAAACAAGAUUAUCUAAUGGUUUUGACCCGUGAGAGGGACUGCAUCAGCUGAAGCUAUACGAAUCACGCUAGAUGAUCUUUUAGAGUUCAGACAUUAUCCUAACUAAUAAAAGUGCCCUAGCUGAAAAGGUUUACAGUUUAGACUGAAAUGACACCGUUCUUUCCUUUAACCUUUCUUUUUCUCAUGCUUCUUAAUUCUAAAAAGCGUAUGGGGGACAACUAUGAACACUUGAAGAGCCGACAGCUUCGUUUACACACAUUUUAUGGCCCAGAAUUAUUUUAACAUGCUUUGGUUAGAGGUGUUUGGCAUAAGACAUGAUUGCAGAGGCACCUGUAGAGAGAAUACCAUAAAGGUUCGUAACAAAUGAGCGUAGGUUGUUCUUCAGAGAUUUGGAUGAGUAGCAGAUCGUUGUUUCAGCUAUGCUGGAAUUGUGGAAUGAUGCUUGUGGACCUUUUGUGUUAGCCCCAUCUAUUUAUGACUUAUGCAUUGCAGUUGAGCUACUUAGUGAGAGGAUGACUCAAAACCCAUUAUUGUUUUGCGUUAUUAUAAUUAUUUCCCUUCCUUUGUUUUUUGAAGUUGUUAGUAAUGUGGACUACUGCUUAAUAGAGAAGAUUUUUACAGUGAAUUAUACAGUAAAAAACAUAUAUAGCUAUGCUUUUAGGUAUGCGUUUGACCUUUUCCUCUUGCAAUCAGCAUUGUAAACAUCUCAUUUGCACCACUUUCGGUGAAUUAAAAUGAAAACAAUACUCAUUGUGAAUUUAUUUUGUUCAUAAUGUAUCUAUCUGUAAUUCCAGGAUGUAUAUUACCUUCUUUCAAAGUAAAGGUCACUUGCUUUGCAUUAACAA
This is a messenger RNA of Tachysurus vachellii, 1865 nucleotides long. RefSeq names its product eukaryotic translation initiation factor 4E family member 1c (gene eif4e1c). The record is from RefSeq and is a predicted model, not a curated record. The transcript is spliced from 6 exons. Gene Ontology annotation, cellular component: cytoplasm; eukaryotic translation initiation factor 4F complex. Gene Ontology annotation, molecular function: RNA 7-methylguanosine cap binding; translation initiation factor activity. Gene Ontology annotation, biological process: translational initiation. NCBI's taxonomy places the organism in Eukaryota, Metazoa, Chordata, Actinopteri, Siluriformes, Bagridae. Bases 131 to 859 code for a protein of 242 amino acids.